AUGUUAGCAAGAAAACCUUUGUUUUUAUCACGAUUAAUUCAUAAAAAGAGAUGUUCUCGAUGUUAUACGGCACAAACAAGCGUUGGUGAGGUCGAAAUACCGUUUUCUAAAGGGACAUCUUUGAAUAUAAAAACUGGCCAGUAUGCAAGGUUUGCAGACGGUGCCUGUGUGGCUACACUGGGGAACACCGCUAUACUAUCUACAGUGGUAUCCAAAGCCAAACAAAGUUCUUCAACAUUUCUGCCGCUCGUAGUGGACUAUAGACAGAAAGCUGCAGCUGCUGGACGAAUACCAACCAAUUUUCUUAGAAGAGAAUUAGGUCCAACGGAACGUGAAAUCCUAACAUCUCGGCUCAUCGAUCGCUCCUUGCGACCACUAUUCCCACAGAAUUAUUUCUUUGAUACUCAAAUAGUAUGUAACAUGCUUGCGGUUGAUUCUAUGAACCCACCGGAGACUGUUGCCAUAAACGCUGCCAGUGCAGCUUUAGCACUGUCUGAUGUGCCUUGGAAUGGACCGAUUGGAGCUGUAAGAAUAGGACAAAUAGAUAAUGAAGUAAUAAUCAAUCCAACUCGCAAGGAUCUGCAGAAGUCUAUAUUAAACCUGGUGGUGGCUGCUACCAACAGGAACUUGGUUGUGAUGAUGGAGGGCAGCGCCCAGGAUAUACUGCAGCAGGACUUGCUGAAAGCCAUCAAAUUAGGUACAAAAGAAGCCCAGCUUAUAGUCCGAGGCAUAGAGAAACUGCAGAAGAGUCAUGGUAAAAUGAAGCGGGCGUAUGAGACACCGGCGCCUUUGCGCCAAGAAAUAAUGGACGCGGUCAGCACACUGUCUUCUAUGAAGAUCAGGGAGAUACUCAGCGACUACUCCCACGACAAAAUAUCGCGAGACAACGCGAUAUCAGAACUCAGACAAACAGUUUUAAACCAACUUCGUGAGACGGAGGCCGACGUCACACAGUUGCAAGACUGUUUCAACGACAACCUUAAGAAGAUAUUCCGGGACAUGAUAUUCGAGACCGAUGUACGGUGUGAUGGGCGGCAUUUGGAUGAGCUCAGGAAGAUUAGUUGUCAGGUAUCUCUAUAUGAGCCCCUGCACGGUAGCGCAGUGUUCCAACGCGGGCAGACACAGGUUCUAUGCACGGUCGCGUUCGACUCCCCAGAGAGCGCGCUCAAGAUGGAUACACUAACUAUGCUUACUAGUGGCAUAAAAGAAAAGAGUUUCUUCCUUCAUUACGAGUUUCCUUCAUACGCGACGGGUGAGGUGGGUCGGACUGGAGCCCCGGGGCGCCGCGAGGCAGGGCACGGAGCCCUGGCUGAGAGGGGCUUACUACCCGUCGUGCCGCAUCAGCCCUAUACUGUCAGGCUAACUGCUGAAGUACUCGAGUCCAAUGGCUCAAGUUCAAUGGCGUCAGUAUGUGGAGGUUCCCUCGCCCUGAUGGACGCUGGGGUAGCUCUGUCAGCUCCCGCGGCAGGAGUAGCGAUAGGUCUGGUCUCCCGACCUGAUGAACAAGGACAAAUCGAGGACUACAGGAUUCUUACUGAUUUGUUAGGUAUAGAAGACUACAUGGGCGACAUGGACUUCAAAGUGGCCGGUACUAAGAAAGGAAUGACUGCGUUACAAGCUGACGUCAAAGUCCCCGGACUACCGCUCAAGAUUGUCAUGGAGUCUAUACAGAAGGCGUGCGACGCUAAGAGCAAGAUCAUCGAUAUUAUGAAUCAGUGUAUUGAUAAACCAAGACAAGGGCACAAAGAUAACAUGCCGGUUAUCGAAGAGAUGGAGGUGGAAGUCCACAAGAGACCAAAGUUGCUCGGCAUGGGAGGAGCCAACUUGAAAAAACUAUAUCUUGAAACUGGUGUACAGGUAACACCAAUAGACGACAUAAAAUACAGUAUCUUCGCGCCAUCACAAGCGGCGAUGGACGAGGCACACAGUCGCAUACAAGGCUGGCUGACUUCAGAAAAAACUCCUGAACUGGAGUUUGGAGCUAUAUACAAGGCGAGGGUCGUGGAGGUGAAGGAUAUAGGAGUACUGGUCACUCUCUACUCCGGCAUGACGCCCGCCCUUGUACAUAAUACGCAACUUGAUCAUAGGAAGAUAAUGCACCCUUCAGUGCUGGGCUUAGAUGUGGGCUCUGAAAUACAAGUGAAAUACUUCGGACGCGACCCAGUCUCCGGUCAGGUGAGACUGUCCAAGAAGGUCCUUAGCUCCCCGCCACCAGGCGUUGUCAAAAAACUAGAUAAAGUCUAA
This is a messenger RNA of Spodoptera littoralis (African cotton leafworm), 2244 nucleotides long. Lineage: Eukaryota; Metazoa; Arthropoda; Insecta; Lepidoptera; Noctuidae. The record is from the annotation of a GenBank genome assembly.